AUGGCAGAUAUUGAGAAGAAUUAUCUUCAAGUUCCGAAUGCUCAUUGGUGGGUUGCUGUAUCAACGGAUGACAAUCGUAUCGUAGGUCAAGUAGCACUCCAGCCUUUACGCCUUGGCAAUCCAUUUUACUAUCAGCAGUUGCCACCGGAAGAAAGAGAUCAAAUCUGUGAGUUACGAAGAAUGAGUGUAGCUCCCGAUGCUCAAAAAUAUGGCAUCGGUUCUCGUCUACUAACAACUUUAUUGGACUUUGCUCGUCAACAUGGUUAUCGGCAAGUGCAUUUGUCUACAU
Messenger RNA from Rotaria sp. Silwood1, 289 nucleotides. The record is from the annotation of a GenBank genome assembly. Lineage: Eukaryota; Metazoa; Rotifera; Eurotatoria; Philodinida; Philodinidae.